Molecule: messenger RNA, 480 nt
Organism: Acanthosepion pharaonis
Lineage: Eukaryota; Metazoa; Mollusca; Cephalopoda; Sepiida; Sepiidae
Source: the annotation of a GenBank genome assembly
AUGUGCGCAUUAUCUAUCUAUCUAUCUAUCUAUCUAUCUAUCUAUCUAUCUAUCUAUCUAUCUAAAUUUAUUCAUAUCUAUCUAUCUAUCUAUCUAUCUAUCUAUCUAUCUAUCUAUCUAUCUCAGUUUAUUCACAUCUAUCUCAGUUUAUUCAGGUCUGUCGCAGUUUAUUCAUAUCUAUCUAUCUAUCUAUCUAUCUAUCUAUCUAUCUAUCUAUCUACCCGCUAUCUACGUCCAUCUCUUCCUUCUCUCUUCUCUCUCUCUCUCUCUCUCUCUCUCUCUCUGACAUUAAUAUUAAUUUGUUCAUAUCCCUGUAAUUGUGCUCCCGUUGUUUGCGUGCACGUGCAGAAUCCUUUCCUUGGGUGUGGUUGUUCUUCAAGGCCUAGCAAAAGCCGGGAAUACAAAUUCUUAAUUGAUGCAACAGGCUUACCCUCCUUAAUUAAAACGUUGGCUCAACAAAAUUUUCUUCUUCUUAUAUAG